AUGGACAAAGAGAGAAGAGUUAAUGAUGGAGGAGAUUUUUGUCAGGUACAUUGGUCCACAGAAGUGCCCACAUCGUCUGCAUCAUCAUCACCGUCGAGAUCACUUCCGGUUUCAUCUGAAUCGUCCACCGUUGUAGGCGUAGGUGUAAAUGGUGGUCCGAAUUACAUAGUACACCUCGUCUCUAAGUUUGAUACCCUCGCCGGUGUCGCCAUCAAAUACGGCGUCGAGGUGGCAGAUAUAAAGAGGAUGAAUGGGUUGGUAACGGACCUCCAAAUGUUUGCUCUGAGGACGAUUCACAUACCAUUACCAGGGAGGCAUCCCCCUUCUCCUAGCUUGUCCAACGGUCUUGACACUCCUCAACGAUCAAGCAGCUCUGAGCAGACUCCAUCUGCCCGCAGGCACUCUGACUUGUUUGAUUCACUUCAGUCACUGAAACUGAAAUCUUCUUCGGGACAGAAAGUUUCUCCAGCCAUGAGCAAUCUUCAAGGUUUUUAUGGCCUUAAACCAGCAGGUCUGAAAGCUGCACCAGAAGGUUUUGAAAUGGCUGUGUAUCGAAAUGGAGCUGAUUAUCUAGAGGAUGGGCCUCUUGGAAAAUCGUCACACAUGUCUAACCCACCGCUUAGUCAUCAUAGAAAAUCAAAAAGUGUAGCUAGUGACUUGAUGUCAAAUAAUGGUCAUUGGAUCAAUCAGGUAUUUUCUCAAGAGACUGAAGAUAGUAACUUGGGUAAAUGGAUUGAGAAAUUGACCCGAAGGCUUCCAAAAUCUGAGGCCAACUUGACUUCGCACGCCCCAGAAAAGCUGCUAAAGGAGGAUAACAGCAAUAGUGGUGGAUUUUCAGCUAUUACGGGCAAAAGCUUGGCUCUCAGAGCUAAAUCUGCUAGCCGAACUGCCUCGGGAAUUGAUGCUCAAGCAGGUGGGCCUAACCCAUUUCCUAUAAGUUUGGGGGAUUCUUUUCUUGACAGUUUCGCUGCAGUAAGGAAGUCAUCUAGUACAUCAAGUUUGCAGGAUUCAGACAACUGCACAUCUUCAUCCGUAAGACCCAUGCCGAAGUGGAGUUUGAAGCCAGAUUUUCAGGCCCUUUCUACUGCAGCCCUUUUUGACGGCCUUCCUAAUCCAAUGGGUCGAAGAAACAAGGCAGCACUUGAUUAA
Molecule: messenger RNA, 1149 nt
Organism: Fraxinus pennsylvanica
Lineage: Eukaryota; Viridiplantae; Streptophyta; Magnoliopsida; Lamiales; Oleaceae
Source: the annotation of a GenBank genome assembly